CUCGGCGUAUGUCCGGGUUAGUGCUGACGCGUCCCUCUUCUCUCCGUACACCGACGUGUCAGUCUUCUUGUGUCCAGAGCUGAGCAGCAGCAACAGCAGCAGACACGCCGGUCAAUCCGCAGACAUGGCUCCCAAAGGCAGCAACAAGCAGCAGUCGGAGGAAGACCUCCUCCUCCAGGACUUCAGCAGAAACCUCUCGGCCAAGUCCACCGCGCUGUUUUACGGGAACGCGCUCAUCGUGUCCGCCAUCCCCAUCUGGCUGUUUUGGAGGAUCUGGCACAUGGACCUUGUCCAGUCUGCGGUCCUGUACGCCGUGAUGACCCUGGUCAGCACCUACCUGGUGGCCUUCGCCUACAAGAACGUCAAGUUUGUUCUCAAACACAAAGUUGCCCAGAAACGUGAAGAUGCUGUUUCCAAGGAGGUAACCAGGAAGCUGUCUGAGGCAGACAACCGCAAGAUGUCUCGCAAGGAGAAAGACGAGAGGAUCCUGUGGAAGAAGAACGAGGUCGCUGACUACGAAGCCACCACCUUCUCCAUCUUCUACAACAACACUCUCUUCCUGGUCCUCGUCAUCGUCGCCUCCUUCUUCCUGCUCAAGAACUUCAACCCCACUGUCAACUACAUUCUGUCGAUCAGUGCCUCCUCCGGACUCAUUGCUCUGCUGUCCACAGGCUCCAAAUAAAGGAGGAAGAAAAAUUGGAGGGAUGAAUGGGUGGGCUUGGAUUAGGAGUGGGUAAAAGACGUGUAUGCUAUAUUGUUUUUCACUUAAGUUAGGAAUGGGGUUUAAGGGGGGGCGGCGGCGGCUAGGAUAUCACAUUUCAACUUCAUGAAAUUCAUGAUCAAAUGUCUGGAGGGUGUUCCUCCAGGUCUGUCUUCUGUUUUUUGUAACAAAUAAAGCAACCAGGUAUACUUCUCA
Molecule: messenger RNA, 916 nt
Organism: Larimichthys crocea (large yellow croaker)
Lineage: Eukaryota; Metazoa; Chordata; Actinopteri; Sciaenidae
Gene: ssr3
Product: signal sequence receptor, gamma
Exons: 5
Coding region: 125-682 (185 amino acids)
Biological process (GO): SRP-dependent cotranslational protein targeting to membrane
Cellular component (GO): endoplasmic reticulum; membrane
Source: RefSeq, a predicted model, not a curated record